Messenger RNA from Candida tropicalis MYA-3404, 678 nucleotides. It is a transcript of the gene RPB4, whose product is annotated as DNA-directed RNA polymerase II subunit. The record is from RefSeq and is a predicted model, not a curated record. Gene Ontology annotation, molecular function: nucleotide binding; translation initiation factor binding. Lineage: Eukaryota; Fungi; Ascomycota; Pichiomycetes; Serinales; Debaryomycetaceae. The coding region runs from base 1 to 678 and encodes 225 amino acids. Gene Ontology annotation, biological process: mRNA export from nucleus in response to heat stress; nuclear-transcribed mRNA catabolic process, deadenylation-dependent decay; transcription initiation at RNA polymerase II promoter. The transcript has a single exon. Gene Ontology annotation, cellular component: P-body; RNA polymerase II, core complex.
AUGAAUGUAUCAACAAGUGCCCUUGGAGUUAGAAGAAGAAAAGUAGCUACACAAAAUAUAGAUGAUGAAGAGAAUUCAGCAGUUUUAAAAUUAGGACCAGAAUUUCAACUAGAUCAAAUUACAAAUCAAGGAGAGAAACAAAAAUUGAUAGCAUUAAAUGUAUCAGAAGCAAGAUUAUUAAUUCGAGCAGCAUUAAAAGAACGUAAAAAAUCUAAUAAUAAGAAAAAAUCAGUGAAUAGAAAUGGAGGCAUAGAUGCAAUGGAUGAAGAUUCUCAUCAUAAUAAUAAUCAUAAUAAUCAUCAUCAUCAAGAUGGAAUGGAUAGAGAUGUUGAUGAAGAAGAUGAAGAUGAUAUUGAUGAAAAAGAAGACGAGAUUUCAAAUAUUGAUUUAGCUGGACCAAAUUCAAAUGAAGUUGUACAUAAAACAUUGAAUUAUUUAACUAAUUUUUCAAGAUUUAAAAAUACUUCAAGUGUUGAAACAGUUGAAAAAUUAUUAAAUGAUUUUAGUGAACAUUGUAAUGAACCUUUACAUCCUUUUGAAUUGGCUCAAUUGGGCACUUUAGAAUGUGAAGAUUCUGAAGAAGCAAAGAGUUUAAUACCUAGUUUGACAAAUAAAGUAUCUGAUGUUCAAUUACAAACUUUAUUAACUGAAUUAAGAAAAUACCAAACAUUAUCUUAG